Molecule: messenger RNA, 1705 nt
Organism: Osmerus eperlanus (European smelt)
Lineage: Eukaryota; Metazoa; Chordata; Actinopteri; Osmeriformes; Osmeridae
Product: cytoplasmic protein NCK2-like
Exons: 5
Coding region: 297-1466 (389 amino acids)
Biological process (GO): positive regulation of translation in response to endoplasmic reticulum stress; negative regulation of endoplasmic reticulum stress-induced eIF2 alpha phosphorylation; positive regulation of endoplasmic reticulum stress-induced intrinsic apoptotic signaling pathway
Molecular function (GO): signaling adaptor activity; receptor tyrosine kinase binding
Source: RefSeq, a predicted model, not a curated record
UGUCCAUGGCAGUGUGGGUUUGGUUGAGCACAAGCAGCUUGAGGAAGCCUAGAGGAGGCUGCGAGCAGGAGACUGACAGGCCUUACAUGAGCAGGCGAAUAAAGAAAAAUUAAACAAGAUUCCCAACGAAUACCGACUUUGCAAAACUGAAAAAAAUUAACCUACAUCUCCAUAUCUCAUACCUGCAUUUGAUAUAACUGGAUGAACCGCCAAGGUUGAAGCACAGCUGAAUGUUCCGCCUGUGUAGAUGAACACCUGACCCACGGCUGUUGGUCAUAGAGGCGACUCCAUGAAAGAUGACGGAGGAGGUGAUAGUUGUAGCCAAGUGGGACUACACCGCCCAGCAGGACCAGGAGCUGGACAUCAGGAAGAACGAGCGCCUCUGGCUGCUGGACGACUCCAAGACGUGGUGGCGGGUCCGCAACGCCGCCAACCUGACGGGCUACGUGCCAUCCAACUACGUGGAGCGCAAGAACAGCCUGAAGAAGGGCUCGCUGGUCAAGAACCUGAAGGACACCCUCGGUCUUGGCAAGACUAAGAGAAAGACCAUUGCCCGUGAUGCUUCUCCCACGCCGAGCACCGACGCCGAGUUCCUGUCCAAUGGCAGCGGAGGGGGCGGGGCCGAACGCAUCUACGACCUCAACAUCCCCGCGCUGGUGAAGUUCGCCUACGUGGCGGAACGCGAAGACGAGCUGACCCUCGUCAAGGGGUCGAAGGUCGUCGUCAUGGAGAAGUGCAGCGACGGCUGGUGGCGGGGCAGUGCCGGUGGUCAGGUGGGCUGGUUCCCCUCCAAUUACGUCCUGGAGGAAGGGGAGGGGGAGGCGGCCUCGGGAGACCCGUCGCCAGGCUACCAGCGGGUGGGCGGAGCGGUGGUGCUGGUCAACGGCCAAUCGGGGCCCUGCAGCAAGCCCCUCCACACAGUCCAGACCUUGUACCCCUUCAGCUCUGUGACGGACGAGGAGCUGAACUUUGACAAGGGCGAGGUGAUGGAGGUCCUGGAGAAGCCCGAGAACGACCCGGAGUGGUGGCGCUGUCAGAACGCCCGGGGCCUGGUGGGGCUGGUGCCAAAGAACUACGUCCUGGUCCUCGGUGACGGCCCGGCCCCCGGCCCGGCCCACUCCCCCCAGAUUAGCUACAUAGGGCCCUCCAGCACCGGCAAGUUCGCCGGGAAGUCCUGGUACUACGGCGACGUGACGCGGCACCAGGCGGAGUGCGCGCUGAAAGAGCGGGCGUCCGAGGGGGACUUCCUGGUCCGGGACAGCGAAUCUUCGCCCAGCGACUUCUCCGUGUCCCUGAAGGCCGUGGGGAAGAACAAACACUUCAAGGUGCAGCUGCUGGAGGGGGUGUACUGCAUCGGCCAGCGGCGCUUCACCAGCAUGGACGAGCUGGUGGAGCACUACAAGAAGGCCCCCAUCUUCACCAGCGAGCACGGAGACAAACUCUACCUGGUCCGACCUCUCCUGUGACCCCCCCCCCCCCCCCCCAACGCACACGCACACACACGCACUCACGCAGACCGGAGCCCCGUCGCUUGGCACGGCCCCGUCCCAACUACAAGCCUUCUUUUACCGUACAGCGUACAGUAGGAGACACUGCAGGAGCGUCGACGAGCCCCCCUCCUGUUCUGUCGGCGUUCUGGAACACAGGAGGCACGCGCUUCAGUUACGCUACGGUUGCCAUGGAACUCUGCGGGGGGCGGGGGGGG